This is a messenger RNA of Cloeon dipterum, 1423 nucleotides long. Its product is annotated as thioredoxin-related transmembrane protein 2 homolog. The coding region runs from base 57 to 887 and encodes 276 amino acids. NCBI's taxonomy places the organism in Eukaryota, Metazoa, Arthropoda, Insecta, Ephemeroptera, Baetidae. The record is from RefSeq and is a predicted model, not a curated record. Gene Ontology annotation, cellular component: cytoplasm. The transcript has 4 exons. Gene Ontology annotation, molecular function: protein-disulfide reductase activity.
UCGUGUAUCAAGAGGUAUCUAUCUCAAUUGUGGGCAAGUUGCUCUGAGAUAAAAUAAUGGCAUUCACCAAAGACCUGAAGCGUCUGGUGCUUCCCUACUAUUGGGUCAACCUGAUUCUCACAUUUUCUUACAUGAUUGGCAAGAAAAUCGUCCCUAUUUGCGAUCGCCUCUUCCCUGACAAAGUCGAAUGUGGGGAGCUUGACAUGAGAGAAAGUGAGAUAUUGUUCUUUUUACUUAUCGUUGUUGUGGUGAGAGCAAGAAAGACGGGCAGCAUGUCCAUGGUCAGCUACCUUUCCUCAAGCUUCAUUUACACGAAGGGGGCGAACCUUAUUUUAUGGUUCUAUGCCGACACCAAGUUGGGGAUAGGCUAUGGAGUGCUAUUUAUUUUGGUUGGCUUGAUAUUCCCUGAGCCGGUUUACAAAGGCCCAGAAAAUGUCACCUACUUUAGGGGCAGUGACAUGGAGGAGGAGAUCAAGAGGGAGAAGAAAAUCGUCUGGGUGGUUACUUUCUACACUGCGUGGAACCCCAGUUGUGUCAACUUUGCUCCCAUCUUUGCUGAGAUCUCCAACCAGUAUGGUCUUGAAAAUUUGAGGUUUGCUAAGGUGGACGUUGGUCGAUUCCCUGAAGUGGCCCGACGCUUCAGAAUCGAUGACUCUUCCCUCAGUAGACAGCUGCCUACCGUUCUUCUUUUCAAGGACGGCAAAGAGCACAUCAGGCGGCCCGACAUAGACGCUACCAACAAACUCCAUAAAUUUUACUUUUCUGAAGACAAUGUUAAAGCUGCCUUUGAUCUGAACAAUAUCUACAACGAGUGUAAAAAUAAUCCACUUAAAUCUCCAAAGAAAAGCAAAAAGGACAGCUCUGAGGAGCACAUCAAGUCUGAGUAAAAGUAAACUUAUGAUAGAUGUAUUUCUGCUAUGGAGGAAAUGUCUAUAGUCAUCAGUUUCUAUGUAGAAAAAUUCUUGUUUCAGUUUGUUACUGCUGCCAAAUUUAUGUUAGUUGUUUCUGCCUGUGCUGUUUUUGAAACAAUAAUUUGUCCCUGAAAGUUGAAUCACGUUACCCGCACAUGUUUAGGUGACUAGAAAUGCGUUGCAUUUUGAUAGACCAGUAUCAAUGAAAAGCUAAACGGUCAUCAUUAUGUUUGAAGUCACACGCAUGAAGUAUUGUUGUUUAGAGUCAUUAGUGCCCAUGUCUGCUAUAUCCAUUUUUGGACUAGCGUAAUUUGAAACUCGCUAUUGGAAUUCUGAUCACAUUAACCCAAAUGUAAAUGAUUGUUCUAUAUCAAAGUUGCGCCUCACUAAAUAAAAAUAGCGGACAUUAAUCAUCUUAAGUGAUUUAUGAGCACAAUUUUGAUGGAUUAUAAGGUGUUUCAUUGAUAUUAAUCGCACUUUUGUUACAUAAUAAAAUUUUCAUGACUGUUGAA